AUGGUCAUCACCCAGGAGACCCAAAAUGGAGUUAAUCCUGACUGGGAGAAGAAAGUAAUUGAAUAUUUUAAGGAAAAGCUGAAGGAAAACAAUGCUCCUAAGUGGGUGCCUUCAUUAAAUGAAGUUCCCCUCCAUUAUUUGAAACCUAACAGUUUUGUGAAGUUUCGUUGCAUGAUUCAGGAUAUGUUUGACCCUGAGUUUUAUAUGGGAGUUUAUGAAACGGUUAACCGAAACACAAAAGCACGGGUUCUUCAUUUUGGAAAAUACAGAGAUAUAGCUGAGUGUGGGCCUCAACAAGAAGUUGAUUUAAACUCACCACGAACUACUACUUUGGAAAGACAGACUUUCUAUUGUGUUCCAGUGCCUGGGGAAUCUGUGUGGGUAAAAGAAGCCUAUGUUAACACAAACCAAGCUCGAGUCAGCCCUUCAACAUCCUACACUCCCAGCCGCCACAAAAGGAGCUACGAAGACGAUGAGGACAUGGACCUACAGCCUCAUAAGCAGAAAGACCAGCACGCAGGCGCACGGCCAGCAGGGAGCGUUGGUGGGCUGCAGUGGUGUGGAGAGCCAAAGCGUUUAGAAACUGAAGCUUCUACUGGGCAGCAGCUAAACUCCCUGAAUCUCUCGUCUCCUUUUGAUCUGAAUUUUCCACUGCCAGGAGAGAAGGGCCCCGCAUGCCUUGUGAAGGUCUAUGAAGACUGGGAUUGUUUCAAAGUGAACGAUGUCCUUGAGUUGUACGGCGUCCUCUCUGUGGAUCCUGUCCUCAGCAUACUCAACAGUGAGGAAAGGGACGCCGCCUCUCUCCUGGAGCCAAUGGAGUGCGCGGACACGGCUGAAGAACAGAGAGUGCACAGUCCCCCUGCUUCCUUAGUGCCGAGAAUCCAUGUGGUUUUGGCCCAGAAGCUGCAGCACAUCAAUCCGCUGCUGCCGGCUUGCCUUACCAAGGAGGAGAGCAAAACCUUUGUUUCCAGUUUCAUGUCUGAAUUGUCUCCAGUCAGAGCAGAGCUGCUUGGCUUCCUCACUCAUGCUCUUCUGGGAGAUAGUUUGGCUGCUGAGUACCUUAUCUUACACCUCAUCUCUACAGUAUACACAAGAAGAGAUGUCCUUCCAUUAGGGAAAUUUACAGUUAACUUGAGUGGCUGCCCUCGGAACAGUACCUUCACCGAACACUUGUAUCGAAUCAUCCAGCAUCUUGUUCCGGCAUCAUUUCGUCUCCAAAUGACCAUCGAGAACAUGAAUCAUUUGAAGCUCAUUCCCCACAAAGACUACACGGCCAACCGCUUGGUCAGUGGGCUGCUGCAGCUCCCCAGCAACACUUCGCUCGUGAUUGAUGAGACUCUGCUGGAGCAAGGACAGCUGGACACCCCAGGUGUUCAUAAUGUGACUGCCCUGAGCAACUUAAUAACUUGGCAGAAGGUGGACUAUGACUUCAGUUACCACCAGAUGGAAUUUCCCUGCAAUAUUAACGUCUUCAUCACUUCUGAGGGGCGGUCACUCCUGCCGGCAGACUGCCAGAUCCACCUGCAGCCGCAGCUGACGCCGCCGAACAUGGAGGAGCACAUGAGCAGCCUCCUCUCGGCGGUGCUGCCUUCUCUGCUCGACAAGUUCCGCAUUUACUUGACCCUUCUGAGGUUCCUGGACUACAGCAUCUCUGAUGAGAUAACCAAGGCAGUUGAAGACGACUUUGUGGAAAUGCGUAAGAAUGAUCCUCAGCGUGUCACCGCAGACGACCUCCACCAGCUGCUCAUCGUAGCUCGGUUCCUGUCUCUCAGUGCUGGUCAGACAACGCUGUCAAGAGAACGGUGGCUGAGAGCAAAGCAGCUGGAGUCCUUACGAAGAACCAGGCUUCAGCAGCAGAAAUGUGUGAAUGGAAAUGAACUUUAAAGAUCUGGUACAACUAAAGAGUAAGGGGCAGAUUGUAGCCACAGUCUUGUAAAAUUCAAUUAUCAUUUAUACCACAUUGUUUUGUAGAUAAUUUGUAUCAAAAACCAAUGAUUUUUCCUGAAAUCAAGCCUGGUAACAUCUGAAGUUUAUAUAAUAUUCAGUAAGGGCUUUUGCCUUACUGGUUUUAUGGAGCUUUUGAAGUUUGUUUUAUAAUUCUAUAAAUUAGUAACACUGUACAAAAAUGUAUUUGAUAUUAAAAGUUUAAUAUUGAUAACGUUGCUGAUUAUCCCAUUUCCUGAGCUGUCUAAUCAUAGACCAGACUUAAAAUGCUCCCAACUGCAUCUGAAGAGAACUUGCAAUUUGAAAGUCAGGAAUUGUUCACUUCAGAUUUCGCUUUCUAGCUAACAGUGGGUCUGGAUGUGCUCGCGGGCCCUGGGUGGGGAAGGGGCGCGCUAACAUCACUUCAUGCGAGCAUGUGAAAUUCUAUAGUAGCAUUUCCCAAACAUUUGGCCACAGAAACCUUUUUCUUCCACAGUAGCUAAUAGGCUGCUAGUCUUACAUGGCAGUGGUUCCCAGACUUUUGGAUUUAAUGGACCGGUGAUUCCAAAAAUUUGUGGGGGCUGAUAGAUAGGGUUGCCAAUUUAUUUUCCCAAGUAAUCUGAAAAAAAUCAGUUUUCUCACCAGUUUUUUUUUUGUUUGUUUUUUAAAUAAAAGGACAAUCUCAGAAAAAGAUAAGUCCCUUAAAUGGAAUAAAUGUAGCAUUUUAAAAAAACAUUAUUUGUCCUUAUUUUUCUCAUUUCACCCCACUACUUGGGAACCACUGUUUUAUGGCACUCACUUAGGGAAUGUUGCACUGUGAAGUUGUUUUGCCCAAAUAUAAAAAGAGCAAAAUAGCAAAUUUUUAAUGCCUUUAGAAAAAGUUUUUAAUUUUAUUCCUAAUAAAUGUCAUUUAGUUGCUUUGUUGGAUUUUGAAUUUUUAUAUAAGCUUAUCAAUUACUACAGCAGCAUAGUUAUGACAUCAGGCAUCUUUGAAAAGGUUAGAACGUUAAAGGUAUCAGUGGUUUUACAUCUGAAGUUUACUUAGUUUUAACCUAGCCCCUUCCUGCAAAAGGCCUAAAUUGACGUUGCUAACCAAGAAAGCAGGGUCAGUCUAGGGAACUGAAAAUUACUGGUUAACAUUUUUUUCCUAAACACAAAUCUAUUUUUAUAAACUGAUGUAAAUAAUCUGUUUGUAUUUAGAGUUCUAACUUGUUUUCAUUUUUAUAACUGGUAGAAUAGACCUAAGUUUUAGAAAUAAAAUUAAAGUUCAACUGAAUUUCUGAGAAUAAGAUUUUUAAUUGGCUUAGAAAAAAGUAGGUUAGUUACAGUGUUUUUAUGUGCCAACGUGAACUGUAAUUUACCAAAGAGCUUUGCUUGGUCUUGUAGGAGUUCCCCUUGAAAGGAAAUCCUUUUCAAAUAAAUCGAACUUCCCCAAUUACUAGCACUUAGGGCUGUUUUUCAUCAAUUCAAAGGCUAAUGCCAGCUACCGUGUGGUUUGUGUGAAGAUCCUGUUCUUGUGGUUGUCAGCCAGUUACAGUCAAGUGCAGGAGGUGGCAUAGCACCCAGGCCCUCCGCGGCGGGGAGGCUGGCGCCGAGCUUCAGAGGCCCUUGCUCCAGUGCCUGCACGUGUGGACAUCAGCUUGCUGAGCUAAUUAAUACAAUGUGAAUCCUAUUUGUAGAGCCAGAAAACGUUCAUUGUGAUCAGGGUAUACAAACACCUUACUCAUGGUCUUAAUAAAAACAACAACACAACAACAAAAAACCUUUGCAACCAAUUUCUGUGGAGCAUAAACACUUCUCAUGACUUCGGCUUAUAUUUGCUGUCAUGUUGUAGGACUUUAAGUUUGCACUGAAGUAUUUUCACUUAAGUUUAUUUUCAAACAAGAAAAAUUGGUAGGAACAAAAUAAAAACAUUUGGUUCCAGUGUCUGGAUUUUGAAAUUUGAUGGCUUGUGAUGUAUUUCAUUAUUUUUAAGAAAAACACUUCAAGAGGAACAAAUGUCAGGCCAGGUGUUCAGUUACAGAAAAUUUACCUUGCAAAUAUUAAAGAAUUCUCAUACACUUUAUCGCUUAAAUUACAAUGGCAUUUUAUUUUAAAUAAUCACAAGAUUUGACACUUCCAAAAAAAAAGGACACCACUAAUAAAUAACAAAAGUGGAAAUACUUAUCAAAGUUGUUAUAACAGACAUAAUGUUUAGCUGAGAAUCACUUCAACAGGGUAACACUAAAGAUCAGAUAAACCAACACUUGUUCGGAAUAAGAUGUGCAACUUACGGGCUUACAGAAGAGGCCUUGGUUCCAUGUGGUCAGGGUUAGUCAUAAAACCAGUUUUAGCACAACUGUGCUUCAAGCUAUACUUUCAACAGUCGUGUUAGCCUGCAGAUGUUAAGGAAUGCCCCUACAAAGAAUUACAACUUGAAAGCUUCCUUCAGGAAUUACCAGUACAUCCAUACAUUCCUAAAAACAGAGCAAAAUUAAGUAGGUGCUAGUAUUCACUUCUGAUGUCAGGUUUUCCUGAUUACUGUGCUUCUAGACUUUGGGCUGUUAGGUGGCAGAAUAUCUUAGAAGUUUAAGAAUAUGGAGAAAAUUUAGUAUCAAAUGGGCAUGUAUACUGCCAAUACCUCAAUUAAUGCUUUUUUUUUUUAAAGCAUUAAAUUCAAAUACUUCUCCAUACUAGGGCAUACUUUUUAAAAAGUCACUAAAAACUAAAUGUAUUUACCUGAUAGAGGCAAUACAAACAAGUUACGAAAAAUUAUAAUUUCUUAAAUGUGUCCAUGCCCAGUUUUAAUGUCUAAAGUCACUACCCACCCGCCCAACCCC
Molecule: messenger RNA, 4742 nt
Organism: Condylura cristata (star-nosed mole)
Lineage: Eukaryota; Metazoa; Chordata; Mammalia; Eulipotyphla; Talpidae
Gene: MCMBP
Product: minichromosome maintenance complex binding protein
Exons: 16
Coding region: 1-1884 (627 amino acids)
Biological process (GO): DNA-templated DNA replication
Molecular function (GO): chromatin binding
Source: RefSeq, a predicted model, not a curated record